AUGGGUCGUGAUCCAAAUGCGGGAACCCAACAAAGAGGACAACAACAGCCUCAAGAACAUCCAUUUCGACCUGCAGCAUUGUCUCAAAUCCCUGAAACCAUUGAUGAUCCAUUUGGAUCGCCCAUUCAUCAAGGAACUAAUUAUCAGAAUGAUGAAUCCUCAAAGAAGUCUAGAGGAGGAGUAUCAAUGGCGGCGACGGCAUUCCCUCCUCAAAGCUCACAACAAAAUCAAAAUGCUCCCCAGCACCCAACUCAGUUCCCUCCACAGAACACUUCCCAAAUGAAAUCACCUGCAAAUUUUCAGGGCCAACCACAAUCCUUUCCUCAGGCUGAUCAGCCACAUGCCUUUUCACCGCCUCAAGAAGAACAACCACAACCCUUUCCACCACCUCAAGAUUUCCAUCAACCACCACCACAUUCAUUCCAACAUCCAAACAUGGCACAAUAUCAGGUUCCUCCAAAUUUUCCCAAUGCGGGCGCGGGAAGUAGCGCUGGAAUCGGACAGAAUCCAAUCAACCAGUCAAUGCAAAAUCAGAAUCCUUUUCAAGUUCAACUCAACAAUAUCCCUACUCAAGCUUGGAGGACUGAGUUAUUCGGCUGCAUGGAUGACCCGACAAACGCAUUUAUGACGGCCUGCUUUCCAUUCGUGACUUUUGGCCAAAUUGCUGAGAUUCUUGAUAAUGGACAAACCUCUUGUGCAACAAGUGGAAUGCUGUAUUUUUUCAUCUCUCUCUUUGGAACACCAUGCCUAUUGUCAUGCGCCUACAGAACAAAGCUGAGGAGACGAUUCGGGCUGAUCGAAACGCCGGCACCUGAUUGGUUGGUUCACCUCUGUUGUUCACCUUGUGCUAUUUGUCAAGAGUACAGAGAGCUUCAACAAAGGGGCCUUGAUCCUUCCAUUGGAUGGGAAGGAAAUGUGGCAAGGAGUCGGCAGAGGGUGCAGAUGAAUAUGACCCCUCCAAUGAAGCAAAACAUGAUGGCCUAA
Molecule: messenger RNA, 984 nt
Organism: Oldenlandia corymbosa var. corymbosa
Lineage: Eukaryota; Viridiplantae; Streptophyta; Magnoliopsida; Gentianales; Rubiaceae
Source: the annotation of a GenBank genome assembly